UUUUGAAUACUAUCUACUGUCCUUUGCUGGUCCUGCAGAGCUGGACACGGUCUCCAGCUGCCCCCUGGUGGUAGCUAAAGCCCAGUGGUUCCUGAGGGCUUGUGAAGGCCUUGCCCUACCUGGGAGGGUCUGCCCUAGCUUAUUCACUCACCACUCACUCUCGUGGCCAAGCUUUGUGCAGCCCGCCUGGGAGUGGCCCUCAGCCUGUUUCCCUUGGAGGUGAUGUAGCUCCCUGCCCUAAACAAGCACUUCUGUCUGGCACAGUGGGUGCUUAACUGAUUGCUGAGGGCUACUACUACACCUUGGAGGAUGCAUGCUAUUACUGGCCUGCUUUUAGGUCUCCGGGUUCAGACUGGUGGGCUUCCCAAGUAUAGCUUCCCAUUGGGGCUUAGUCAGCUAGUUCCUGGGAGACGAAGCUUCAAAUCUAGCUGUUCUGCCAGAUUGUGGAUUCUGUGACUGGGACAGUCUCUAACACUUACUCUCAUGGUUAAAUGGAGACCAUGAACUUGGGCCGUCCCCAAAGGCUCAUGGAGAGUGGCAGUGCAGUGAGUAUGUGGCAGUCGACUCUUCAGGAUACCUGUGAGCUAGGCCGUUCAGAGCGUUGUCUCUCCUCCCCUGACCCUGACAGUUUUAGUGGAUAUAGCUGAAGGAGAGCCCUGAGGUUAAAGUGUCACUACACAACCUGUGUCCUUCCCCAGGUUCCUGCCUGAAGACCAGCUGGGUACUGUUUUUAACAUCCCCAUCACCAUGCACUCCUUGGACGAGCCGCUUGACCUAAAGCUGAGCAUCACCAAGCUCCGGGCUGCGAGAGAGAAGCGAGAGAGGACCCUGGGUGUGGUCCGGCAUCAUGCUUUGCAUAGGGAGCUGGGCCUGGUGGACGACAGCCCCACACCUGGCUCCCCAGGCUCCCCCCCUCCAGGUUUCCUGUUGAACCCCAAGUUCCCUGAGAAGGUGGACGGACGCUUUUCCACAGCCCCCCUGGUGGACCUCAGCUUGUCACCACCAUCUGGACUGGACUCCCCCAAUGGCAGCAGUUCCCUGUCCCCUGAGCGCCAGGGCAAUGGGGACCUCCCUCCACUGCCUACUGCUGUGGAUUUCCAGCCACUUCGAUAUCUGGAUGGUGUCCCCAGCUCCUUUCAGUUCUUCUUGCCCCUGGGCUCUGGGGGGGCUCUGCACCUACCUGCCUCCUCAUUCCUCACACCCCCCAAGGACAAGUGCCUCUCACCAGAGCUGCCCCUAGCCAAGCAGCUGGUGUGUCGAUGGGCCAAGUGUAACCAGCUCUUUGAGCUCCUCCAAGACCUGGUCGACCAUGUCAAUGACCAUCACGUCAAGCCGGAACAGGAUGCUCGGUACUGCUGUCAUUGGGAGGGCUGUGCCCGCCACGGCCGUGGCUUCAAUGCCAGCAGGUACAAGAUGCUCAUCCACAUCCGGACUCAUACCAAUGAGAAGCCACACCGAUGCCCCACCUGUAACAAGAGUUUCUCCCGCUUGGAAAACCUGAAGAUCCACAACCGCUCUCACACAGGUGAGAAGCCCUACGUCUGCCCCUACGAGGGCUGCAACAAGCGUUACUCCAACUCGAGUGACCGCUUCAAGCACACCCGUACCCACUACGUAGACAAGCCCUACUACUGCAAGAUGCCCGGCUGUCACAAGCGCUACACGGACCCCAGUUCACUGCGCAAGCACAUCAAAGCCCACGGCCACUUUGUGUCCCAAGAGCAGCAGGAGCUCCUGCAGCUGCGCCCACCCCCCAAGCCACCACUGCCCACCCCUGACAGUGGCUCCUAUGUCAGUGGAGCUCAGAUCAUCAUCCCCAACCCCGCUGCCCUUUUUGGAGGCCCCAGUCUGCCUGGCCUGCCUUUACCCUUGGCCCCUGGCCCCCUUGACCUCAGUGCUCUGGCUUGUGGCAAUGGCGGAGGUGGGGGUGGGGGCAUGGGUCCUGGGCUGCCAGGCUCUGUUCUGCCCCUCAAUCUGGCCAAGAACCCACUGUUGCCCUCACCCUUUGGGGCUGGUGGACUAGGCCUGCCUGUGGUCUCUCUCCUGGGUGGCUCUGCUGGUAGCAAGGCUGAGGGGGAGAAAGGUCGUGGGUCAGUGCCUGCCAGGGUCCUGGGCCUGGAGGACCAAAAGACUCCCCUGGAAAGGACGGAGCGCAGCCGCUCUCGGCCAAGCCCUGAUGGCCUCCCUUUGCUACCGGGCACUGUACUGGACCUGUCCACGGGCAACUCGGCAGCCAGCAGUCCAGAAGCACUAACUCCUGGCUGGGUGGUCAUCCCACCAGGGUCUGUGCUGCUCAAACCAGCUGUGGUAAACUGAAACUGGGCUACCCACCUACCAGCUGUGAUAGCCCAGCCACCUACUGUGGGCUCAUCCCUGACGAACAGAAACUCUUCUGCGAAAUAGCAAUAAUAUUCUACUGCCCCAGGCCCAGUGUCUGCUCCCUGGGAAGCAGCAGGCCCAGACAAGCUGAGGUGGCAAGGAUGGUGCUAGAAGGGCUUUGCAGGCUUCCUGGCUCCAGAGUGAGGGCUUGGCUUGGACCUGCUGUUCAAGAAGGGCUAGGCUCUUGGGUGCUAAGGCCUCACUCACUUCCACUUCUCUAGUCCAUAGUCUGGGUGAGGCCUUCCUCUGCCUGUCCUCCUCUUGCUCUGGUGCAGUCCACUCCAUGACCAGCUUGAUUGGGCAGGUUGCCAUUCUUCCCUGCCUUACCUACAUGUCAACUGGGGAGCCCCAACCAAUGAUCAUAGGCCCAUGCUUGGGAACUCCUUAGACCCCUUUCCCUCUGGCCCACUCUACGGAGGGAGAGCAAGACAGACACAGGUCCUGGCUAAGCCACAGGAAAAAGUUAUCUUUUCCCUUUCUACUGCUAUGACAAGGUGCUUCCCUGCUUGCUUAGCAGAGAAGCCUGCUCUGUCAGUGUCCUCUCUCCUUCCUGCCAGAAUCAGCACUGCCAGAAGAUUGGCAACACUUUCCAAAGAGGAGGGGCCGCUGACCACUUACCUUUCCUUGGGAAUUUGCAAGCAGGUUUAAAGGAUCAUUGUACUGGUCUGGUCCAGCUUGGUUUGGCCUGGGCAGUGCUAUCCUGCAGAAGCCUGCAAGGCAUCCGUCUACACUAGAGAACUACCAGGCUUGGGAAACAGCUGCAGGUUUGGGGGCUGCGAAGUCAUGGAACGCAGGGAAGGACUGACUCAUUGGAAAGGAGCUUUCUAGAAACCCCAAACUAAAUAAAGCCCCUGGGUGUGAGGGAACCUAGGCAGCCAAACAUGGCAUUUAGAGAACCGACUCUCUUGCUCGGGAAAAUCUGGCUAGAGAGAGGACCAGUCAUGUGACAGGUUGUUUCCUCUGACUUUCCAAUUGAGCCCUUUUCUUGGUGGUGCCUCUCUUUUGCCCAUGAGAUCUACCCAAGCCAGCUACCCCAGAGCUUGUGCUAUUCAGAAUAAGGUAGCACUUACGCGGAGCUAGAAUAAGCCAGGGGCAUUGGAAGACUAUGUGCUCCACAGCUCCAAAAGACUAGAUGCCCCAACUUGGGCCUCUUGCUGUCCCCUGUACUAUGCUGCAGAGUGGCUGAGCCCCUCACCUCCCCAUCUGUAGAACAAAAAAGCUGCUGGGAUGGUAGUAGGAUCCUUAGUAGCUCUGUGGUUCCCCUGAGCAGCUCUGCCUAAUCUCCUUUUUCCCAGACUGCCCUUCUGUUUCAGAAGGGUCACCCUGACCUGCCCAACUGCUAGUCUCCGGGACCCCAGCCCUGACAGGGCUUGGCUGUGCUGGCUCUACCCCUUGAAGGGGCUGUGAGCACAUUAAGGAGCUGGUCUCCUAUCUUUGGGUCUUCCCAGGAUCCAAGCAACCUCCUGGCUAUUAGGGCCCUAGGCCUUAAGUCCCUGGCUGGGGAAUUGGGUUUGAGACUCAAGCCCAAGAGUAGAGGAACAGGGCACUGGAAGGUGACAUUAGCUCAGCAUGUGAUGCAGUGAUGGACCAGGCUUCGAAGGGCCGGUACACUUAUUGUCAGUUUGUUGUUGCACAUUCCAGGAUAUCAGUAUUUUAACAGGUUCUAAGUGCCUUUCUAUUGUAGCUUAUGUUUUUCCUCCUUUUGGCUCCAUUGCUGUUAGCAUAGAGUUUAAAAAAAAAAAACAAAAAACAAAAAGAGAUAAGCUAAUGACUAUAACAAUAUGUUCCUCCAUGUGAGAGGAGGUUUAUAAAGAAACAAUAAAAGUGAGUUGCAAAGAUGGUUUCUGCAUAGU
Messenger RNA from Psammomys obesus (fat sand rat), 4232 nucleotides. It is a transcript of the gene Glis2, whose product is annotated as GLIS family zinc finger 2. Lineage: Eukaryota; Metazoa; Chordata; Mammalia; Rodentia; Muridae. The transcript is spliced from 6 exons. Gene Ontology annotation, biological process: smoothened signaling pathway; regulation of transcription by RNA polymerase II. The record is from RefSeq and is a predicted model, not a curated record. Gene Ontology annotation, cellular component: nucleus. Gene Ontology annotation, molecular function: DNA-binding transcription factor activity, RNA polymerase II-specific; RNA polymerase II cis-regulatory region sequence-specific DNA binding. The coding region runs from base 748 to 2316 and encodes 522 amino acids.